Olea europaea var. sylvestris is the source of this 1704-nucleotide messenger RNA. RefSeq names its product protein FAR1-RELATED SEQUENCE 6-like. The coding region runs from base 609 to 1343 and encodes 244 amino acids. The record is from RefSeq and is a predicted model, not a curated record. The transcript has 2 exons. Lineage: Eukaryota; Viridiplantae; Streptophyta; Magnoliopsida; Lamiales; Oleaceae.
CUUAUCGUUUUUCUUUUCUUAUUGGGUUCUUUUUCUGUUUUGUUGUUUGUACCAAUGUUGGAGUAACUGGAUGAGGCCUAAAAAGAUUAUAACUUUAUAUGUUUCUAAUUUAUGAUUAUUUGAAGCAUGUGUAUAAUUGGAUAAUUACUGUAAAAAUUAGCCUAUUCUUUUUGGUACUUAUGGUUCAGAAAGUUUAUAUCUUGGUUUGAUUACUAACAGGUUUUUAUGAAUUUAGGACCUGUUCGGCAGAGAUUACGAGAAUAGUUUUUUUGAGAGUGGGUCUCAACUUUGAGUGAAGAAGUAUGACAGCUGGAACAGUGAAAUAACGGUGAAAAAAAAUGAUUUUUUAGGUGAAAAGUUGCUACCAAACAGGGGCUUAAUUAGGGAAAGUGAGUGUGUGUGAAUUGUUUAUUUCACGGAUCCAAUCAGCUGGACCUUUUUCCCUUUAUAACUAGGAAAUAGAGGUGCAUGAUCUUGCAAAAUUAAGAAAUUAUAUGUAAGAACCAUAGCAUAGCAUUUCGUUAUUAAUUGGCAAAGCUACUUUGAUUCUCUAGGAACCAAUAAUGGGGGACUGUUAAGAUGGUUAAAGCAAACUGUUUGAAGUCUAGAUGCAGCAUGUGGAUUUUGUGAUUGAUGCUGACGUCAAUGGCAUAGUAGGAAGUUCUAUUGAUAUUGUAGGAAGAUCAGAUGAUGGAGAUGCAAUUUUAGGAACUUCUGCUGAUGGAGCACUGCAACAUGGUCUUGAUAUUAAAGUAGAUGAAGAUUCUUCUGGCAGGGACUUAUUCCCACAGGAUGGGCCGCAAACUGUAAAUAGUUUGGGCCCUGCAGAGGAACCUUAUGUGGGCCAGGAGUUUGAAUCUGAAGCAGAAGCACAUGCAUUUUAUAAUGCAUAUGCAACAAGAGUGGGGUUCAUCAUCCGUGUGAGCAAGCUUUCUCGAUCAAGCCGUGACGGAUCUGCAAUUGGUCGUGCAUUUGUUUGCAAUAAAGAGGGUUUCAGAAUGCCUGACAAGCGUGAAAUGAUUGUACGGCAACGGACUGAAACAAGAGUUGGUUGCAGGGCGAUGAUUUUAGUUAGAAAAGUAAGCUCUGGGAAAUGGAUUGUCACAAAAUUUGUCAAGGAGCAUACACAUCCUCUAUAUCCCGGCAAAGGUCGUAAGGAUCUAAUCUAUGAUCAAUAUCCCGUAAGUACGUGCUUGCUUAAUUGUGAAGUUCUUCCAACACAUGUACAUCAAUCACUUCUAUUUUUAUUUUUAUUUUUUUCCAAAUAUUCUGUUUUUGCUUUUUACAUUUUGUGGGCACUCAAUGGUUCAUCACUAAACUUAGCUACAUGUUUUUAUUACUGAUAAAAAUCAUUACCUCAUAAUUUUAUGCAAUUCUGGAAUAAUUUUGAUAACAGCUAUCCCAGCAAUGCAUUAUGUAAUUAUAUUUUUAUAAAAAUUUGAGUCAUGCAAGUGUUAUUGCUGUGUUGGUUGAAAACUAUGUUGAGAUGCUCUUCAUGGCAGUGGAUUAGUACCUAAACUCUGAGAACAAAUCGACUAAGGGAGGUGGAAUCAAGCUAGACAAUUUACAUCAACCACACCAAGAAAAAUGCUUGAUUUGCUAUGGCAAUUAUGUCGCUGUAUGAAUGUGAAGUGUAUAAAAGAAAUCAAAAUCCACGACCCUCUUAAUUUGUUAUGAAAUAUAUCAUUGGCAGUUGUAUACAAC